Messenger RNA from Stylophora pistillata, 1369 nucleotides. RefSeq names its product dynein regulatory complex protein 9. NCBI's taxonomy places the organism in Eukaryota, Metazoa, Cnidaria, Anthozoa, Scleractinia, Pocilloporidae. Gene Ontology annotation, biological process: cilium organization. The record is from RefSeq and is a predicted model, not a curated record. Gene Ontology annotation, molecular function: protein binding. Gene Ontology annotation, cellular component: cytoplasm; motile cilium.
GCGGGCAAGAAGACACAGACGAUUGAGCUGCGAUAAAUUUUCAAAUUUUCUUCGUCAAAAAGGUUGUACACGACUGAAAAUCAGUCAGGAGUUAGGAUUUCAAAAUGUUGUCCAGUUUGGAUACCAUACACAUAUCAGCAGUACUGGAAGACUGCAUAGAUCAGCUGGCAAUCCUAGGUCACAUCAUGCCACCAUCUUUGGAGGGCAAACAAGAUGCAGCACAAAUUGUAGAUGAUGAGCUGGGUCAAAUUUUACGAGAUCAGAGAGAUUUAGAAUCCAGAUAUGAAGUGCUUGUUAACCAAAGAGACGAUCCCAAUUCAAAUAACAGAGGUCUGCUAAAAGUACAAGAUCUGCAAGCACACUCUGUGGCAAAGUCAUUACGAGAAAACACAAAUGCACUGAACAGAAGUUUUAAACAGAACCCCUUAACAAAUGACAGCCUAUCAAAAAUCCAAGCAGAUAGGAAAUUUCUCCAAGAUGUGAUGGAAGAGACGCUUGAAGAGAUUGUCACCAGGAAGUCAUUUGACUCUCUUGUCAGAGCUGUUAAUAAGGAAAAAGAAAAGAAAGCAGGUCUACAACAAACCAUACUCAAGGAGGAAGAAAGUCGCAAACUUGUGAAAACUCUCCAAAGGCAACUGUUGGAGGUGAAAAAAGAAAAAGAAAGUGAAAUUCAGCAAAGAAAUGAGAUGAUAGCCCAUCUUAAAGAUCAGCUGCAAGAAAUGAAGGCAAAAACCAGCAUGGAAGGAAAAUACAUAAAAAAGGACGCAGAGGUUCGCGUUAGCUGCACACAAAAAAGAUGUCAGCAGGGGGAGAACUCCUUAAAGGAAGAUCUCGAGACGUUGCACUACAAAAUAGACGAAGAAGCUCGCGUUAAUUCUGAAAUUGAAACCUACUUACGGCAACAUCAUCAGAUACUGGAAGAGAAAGUGGAAUACUGGAUGGACAAAUACGAUCGGGAUGUGGAACAGAAACAACACGAGUUGGAUGUUUUAAAGGCAUCCAAGGCAAACGAUCUCGCAAAGCUUCAAGAACUCACUCAGAAGUACUCCGAAUAUGAGAAAGUUGUGAUCGAGGACCGCGUGGCUAAAGAACAAGCGAGACGGAAAGCGGAGCAAGAACUUGAGGAACUCAAAUCAGCCGUCAAGAUCCAGUCCUGGUGGAGAGGAACAAUGGUGCGUAAACAAUUGGGACCUUACAGUAAGAAAAAGAAGAAGAAGGGAAAGAAAGGAAAGAAAUCUGGAAAGAAAGGAGGGAAAAAGAAAAAGAAGUAAUUCUGACGUUAACAUAAAACUUGUACAGUGACUUUUAAGCUUGUAGUUAGCGUCAACAACUUUUGGUGUACAUUUGAGAAUAAAAUACCGGUUUAUAC